AUCGGAAUUCUCGAGGAAUUUUCCGGUUUAACAAUGGUUCCGGAAUCAACAAUGGGAUUAAAUGGAGAAGAGUUUUCCUUGGAGGAGUUCGACAUUGAUUUCGAAUUUGAUGCACCUCGGUUCUACGAUUUCUCUAGACCAGAGCUUGAUUCCGAGACGGAGGAAAUCGAAAUCUGGUUCGAAUCAGCUGGAAAUUACCCUCCUUCGCCUUUUAGCCCAAAGUUCAAUUGGAAAUUUGAGCCAAUCAAGCAAAUUACAAGCACAAGCUCAGAAUCUAAGCCUGUCGAGAUCUCAAAACCUGUCAUCGAAUCCUUGGAUACGGGUCUGAACCGGAAAGAUAAAUACAACGGGUUCAUAUAUUAUAACCAAACGGUUAAAGAUGUCUCCAAGACAAAAUCGAAAUCAAAAACCAAACCAAGUAUCUCAACUCUUACAAGACCUACGGCUUCUUUGCUUGCAAGGCAGAACAAACCACUAGACAAAUACUCUGUUCAACUUCUCACAAGAUGUCAGAGAUCAUUAGGCAGGUUAGCCGAUAACUUAUCUCCGAUCUUAGCCUCCAAGUUGCAAAACCAAGACACCAAAAGGCAGAAACAGGAAGCUAAGGUGGCUCAAGUUAACUCCAACAGAAGAUCUAAACUCACUGUUCCAAAGGAACCUAAUCUCAGAACUGCAGAAAGAUCUGAAAGGCACAGGUCUAAGCUUAACUCAGAAACCGAGCAGAAUGUGAAACCAAGGAUUAUUUCAUCUAAAAGAAACAUUACGAACAAAAAUAUGAAUCUUGAACCUUCUUCAACACCUUUGCCUAAAAGUAAUACUCCACGGUCUCAAGAUCUUCAGGCGUUUCGUUUAAGAACCUCACUGAGAGCAAAGGAACGCUCUUCAAAUGCCAAAACUGAUGCCAUAGAAGAGAAUGGUGCUACAAACUCCAAAACGCUAAAACCCAUUGGUUCCUCAAAGGGUAGGAUAGUCAAAGGAAAUCACAGCAGAAAGAUAAAUUGCCAAGUGUAUGAAUCUAAUAUUUCCCCUCUGGACUCAAAGAGAUCAACAAGCAAAGAAGAACUCGGUGAAGCAAGUAGCAUCAAAUAUGGAACUCAGAACUCCUGCAGGACAGAUAUUAACAGGGGGCUGGACUUAUGCUGGAAAUACGAUUCUCAUGAAGUUGCAAGGAGCCUAAUCAUUGCUUAA
Thlaspi arvense is the source of this 1188-nucleotide messenger RNA. NCBI's taxonomy places the organism in Eukaryota, Viridiplantae, Streptophyta, Magnoliopsida, Brassicales, Brassicaceae. The record is from the annotation of a GenBank genome assembly.